CUGAUACACACACCAGACUCACACAUAUAAAUACCCAGGCCAGCUGUCAGCAUUAGGCUAGUCAUGGCAGACAAGAAGAGUGCACCGGUGGUGAGGAGGAAGGAGAGGUUGGCGGCUGAUAAGCCCAAAGAGGCUGCGGCGCCGGAGGCAGAGACGUUCCUGGACAUGUCCGACAGGGCUCAGAGGAGGUUGAAGUCGAGGGAGGCAAGGCAUGCCGCCAAUACCCAGGCCCCUCCAGCUGACGACGAGACCGCCGUCAACGGGGCCACCAACGGGGCCACCAACGGGGCCACCAACGGGGACGCCAACGGGGACGCAAUCGAGGUGGACGAGGACGGGAACCCGGUGGAGACGGCCAAAAAAGAACCCAUCGUGCUGACGCCCUUCGAUAUCAUCUCAGGGAACCGGAUCGACCCCUUCUUCUUCAAGUUCCAGUUCAAGAACGUGGAGUACUCCUCGGGCCGCAACAAGACCUUCCUGUGCUACCUGGUGGACCCGGGGACAGACGGCCUGCUGAUGCGCGGCUACAUGGAGGACGAGCACCUGUUCGACCACGUGGAGGAGGCCUUCUUCAAGGAGAUCUUGCCCUACUACAACCCCAAACACAAGUACGUGGUCACUUGGUACAUGUCGUCCAGCCCCUGCGCGGCGUGCCUCACCAAGGUGGCGGAGAUCCUGAAGGUUCGGAAGACGGUGCGCAUGACCAUCUUCUCGGCGCGCCUCUUCAAUUGGGAGGAGCCGGAGAUCCAGGCAGGCCUCAAGGCGCUGGUGGCGGCGGGCUGCAAGCUGCGCAUGAUGAAGCCGCUGGACUUCACCUACACCUGGGACACGUUCGUGGAGAACGACAACGACACCUUCACGCUGUGGGAGGACUGCCAGGAGAACUAUGAGUUCUACCACGAGAAGCUGGCUGAGAUCCUGGAGUCCUAGUGACAGAGUGACUGACAGAGAACAAGAAAGGUGGUAGAAAAGGACUGUGAGAGAGAAAACAUCUGUCGACCAACUAAGAAGUUUUCAUGUACAUCUGUUAGCGUGUGUGCACCUGUAUGCAUUUGGACGACUGCGUGUGUGAGAGAGAGUUGGUCUGUUCACUGUACACCAAUUUGUGAUACUUAAAUGAAUAUAUUGUCUGUACAUUUUGCACUGACCUAUCAAGCUGUCCUGUCGCAAAACUUUCAUAAUUUGUAUGAAAUAUUUACGUUUUAACAUCAUAAAUUGUAUAUGAAUACAAUUUAUAGUUAAAUAUUUACUUUUAACAUUAUAAAUUGUAUAUAUUUUGUAUGUCUAAAUCUUCUUUGAAGUUUACUUUGAUAUACUGAAAUACAUUAUGUUUGACAGUCAUUGAUCAUCAUACUGUAAAUCCCCAUGCUGAAUUCAGGACAAAAAAUAUUACUCUUGCAAAAUCUAUAUUUUAAACAGUUAAUCAUUUUAAGGUUAAGGUUUUAUUGAUGAACUGUGCUAUCAGUCACCUUUAAAUAAGACAAAGUGUUUAGAUUUGUUAACUAUUCAAGUUAAGUUGUGUUUUUUUUCUAAACUUACACUAAGGACAAUGUAUGAUCCGAAGUUGAAUCACUUUUUUAAUAAACACUUUAUCACUGUG
This is a messenger RNA of Engraulis encrasicolus (European anchovy), 1600 nucleotides long. It is a transcript of the gene apobec2a, whose product is annotated as apolipoprotein B mRNA editing enzyme, catalytic polypeptide-like 2a. The record is from RefSeq and is a predicted model, not a curated record. The coding region runs from base 64 to 930 and encodes 288 amino acids. Gene Ontology annotation, cellular component: cytoplasm; nucleus. NCBI's taxonomy places the organism in Eukaryota, Metazoa, Chordata, Actinopteri, Clupeiformes, Engraulidae. Gene Ontology annotation, biological process: cytidine to uridine editing. Gene Ontology annotation, molecular function: RNA binding; cytidine deaminase activity. The transcript is spliced from 3 exons.